This is a messenger RNA of Branchiostoma belcheri (Belcher's lancelet), 3626 nucleotides long. RefSeq lists its product as uncharacterized. Bases 205 to 3465 code for a protein of 1086 amino acids. Lineage: Eukaryota; Metazoa; Chordata; Leptocardii; Amphioxiformes; Branchiostomatidae. The transcript has 13 exons. The record is from RefSeq and is a predicted model, not a curated record. Gene Ontology annotation, molecular function: protein binding; calcium ion binding.
UUUUGUGUCAGUUACCAAGCACCUGUCAAGGGCUUCAGUGCUCCUUGGCACUCGUCCAGCCAUGCAGACCGCCCCGCGCCGGUGUCACCCCAGGUCCAGUUUACACGUCGUGCAAAACUUUUGAGGAAGUAAGAUCAGGUGCUGGCGAGGUGAAAUCUCGGACCUAACUUACCUGACUUAGCGCUCUCAGCACGUCAAGACACGAUGAGUCUCACCACCCUUGUACUUCUUCUAUUGUGCCUUCUUCCUUCGUCUAUGGCCGCGCGGUGUUCGGUACAGCGAUCCCGUAGGGUGACCACUCAGGAGUCCUACGAAGUUAGAACCAGUCAAAAAUACUAUACUAGCUGUGGCUUUUGGGGAUUAAGCCGUUGUUCACGUCACAGGGAUGUUUCCCGAACAGGCUACCGACCCCGAUACAACACUAUCUACUACACAGAUUAUGAAUGUUGUCCAGGCUGGACUGGGUCCAACUGUAACACAGCUGUAUGCAGCAGCGGCUGUUACAACGGUGCAUGUACAGCCCCAGGUGUAUGCUCCUGUAACACGGGAUGGCGGGGGCAUACCUGCAGCACAGAUACAAACGAGUGUUCGAGGGGCAAUGGCGGCUGCAGUCACUACUGUGUGAACACACACGGAAGCUACCGCUGCACUUGUCGUACGGGAUACCAUCUGUCAGGAAGGCACUCAUGCUAUGAUAUAAACGAAUGUAACAGUGGCAACGGGGGCUGUGAUCAUCAGUGCCAUGAUACGUCAGGAUCUUUCUACUGCACAUGCAACACCGGGUAUUCCCUGUAUGGGGCCACAAGAUGUAUCGACGUGGAUGAGUGCUUGGUGGAUACAGACGGGUGCUCCCACAUCUGUGACAACACGGCAGGCAGUUACACGUGCCACUGCCGUCCCGGGUACGCCCUACAGGCGGACAGACACUCCUGCGGGGACGUGGACGAAUGUUCCGCCAACAAUGGAGGCUGUGAGCACACCUGUAGUAACAGCGCGGGGAGCUACAGGUGUGACUGCGACAUCGGAUUCCGACUGAACUCAAACGACCAUUCCUGCGACGAUAUCGACGAAUGCGCGGAAAACAUCAAUGGCUGUGACCAUAUCUGUACCAACACCCGGGGCAGCUACGUCUGCACCUGCCGACCGGGAUACUCGUUAAUGUCUGACGGACGCUUGUGUCAAGGUAUCGAAUCGGAUGCAAAUUACAUUCAAUUUGCCUUGUUAGACGUUUUGGUUGACAAUAUAAUUUUCAUAUCCUUUUUGAAAAACAUAUACGGAACCUUUUUCGGCAUAUGUAAACCUUACGGCUUACAUCUCUUCACAGACAUAAACGAAUGCGAACCUGGCGGGUUUCAUGCAUGUGCCCAUAACUGCCACAACGAGGUGGGAAGUUACACCUGUUCCUGCCAUGUGGGCUAUAGACUGGCGACAGACGACCGAGGAUGUGACGAUAUUGACGAGUGUGAUGAGCAGUCAUCAGGAUGUGAGCACACCUGUUACAACUCUGUCGGCAGUUACCACUGUGGCUGUCAUGUCGGGUGGCACCUCGCAUGGGACCAGCACACAUGUCUAGGCAAUCCAUGUGUAGACAUCGGGAUUCCACGGAAUGGAGAACGAACCUGCACGGGUUUUGUCACAAACGAGACGUGUCUGUUCGAGUGUCACCCCGGGUACCACAUGACCGGGUCGGCCGAACGACGCUGCCUGCCUUCGGCACAAUGGACGGGGGAGCAGCCGCAAUGCCCGCCUAAGUUGUGCGAAAGGCUACAACCUCCAGAGAACGGGUACAUCAGAAUGCCGUGCCGGAAGGAGUACACGUCGCGAUGCAUCAUGGGAUGCAACAAUGGGUUCUACCAGUCCCAUGGAGAUGGCGAUAACAAAAACUGCGUGUUACAAGGUAGCGAGGUGGGGUGGAGUGACAAUGCCUUCAAUUGUUCACGAAUCACAGCCUGUGAACCAAACCCGUGUCUCCAUGAAGGACGAUGCACCCCGAUAGACUCCGUUCAAUAUUCCUGUGAUUGUACAGACACUGGGUACAAGGGUGACAGAUGUCAAACCGGAUUCAUAACAUUUCCAAAAGAGGGGUACCCAAUUCUGUUAACGCACGUAUGGUCUCAAGAGUUUGUGAUUCGUGCUAAACCAACCAAAGAACUGAUCUUGUCUCUACGUGGACAUGGUUUGGAGUUCGAGCCAGCGACAGUAGUCUUCUCGUAUCCAGAUUCUACAGCAGAAUUUAGGGUAAAGGGGAGGGUGCCCGGCUUUAUACCGAUACAGUACAGCAUUUCAGGUCAAAGUGCAGCAGAAUUUGAGGUACCAGACAUCGACAUUUUACCAGUGAACAAUCGCGAGCACCCUUUCAGAUCCCGACUGUCUCAUCAAUACGCAACCGGUGACGACAUCCCUCUUGUUGCAGGUUGUAACGAGUUAGAGCUGGUAAAUGCCCCAUGUCAAAACGUCAGCUUACUAUCCACAUCCCCUUGGCAUGAGGACCGCUUUGACGUCUUUCAUAGGUUUUCCACUGGCCUUAUACAUGUAAAAACAAAUGGCAUCACCCUGCCGUUUUCACUGACUGGCACUAUGAUUCAAACGGUUCCAACAAUAACGUCAUUGCCUCUGGAAAAACAUUUAUUCACAUACGUAGACAACCAUUCAAUGGAUGAGGAUUCUGGCACCUGCCGUGAGUUCCCUCCCGUACUUCUAAAAAGACUGUCAGAAACGUCCGCGUUCUUCAACUCAUACGUACGGUCCGUAAACAGUCUCCUUCCAGGUUGGUUUCACCUUGUGUCCAGUUCAGAGCCACAGCAGUGGCUGAUCAGUAGCGUUUCUGAUUUAGUGUCUGCCAAUUCCAUUGCAAUAAUGUCUUGUGGGACCCUCCCCUUUUCACAUGGCAGUCUUGUACAUGUAUUACGUAGCCCUUCUAAUGUCAUAUUCAAUGUCCUUGGAGAGCACAAGACGACAUAUGCUGUUGACGGCAACAUUUGUCUCGCUGUCGAUGCAUGCUAUAAUUCAUUUGCAGUCACAUUCCCACUGUCCAGUGGAUAUGGCAUCAUCCAAACGCUUUCUAGAAAACUUGGUCUGUCUAAAUGGGAAUUUUUCCUUAGAGGGUUUGGCAUGUCACCCCCUUUUAGUCUGUACAAUCCGGAAUUUGACGUGGUAUUCUGGGAUGACCAUGGAACCUCUCGACAGAGGUCUGCAUCAGGGGACAUCUGGCUAGAUUCCAGUUUUCAGUUUACUGUGACAUCAGAGAACAAGGCAGCAACACUAAACGUACACGUCGACGGCAAUCUGUUCAUUCGGUCAGCAGGAAUAGAACAGAUCUUUAGUCAUUUCCUGUCAAAAGGGUUCCUGGCUACAGGAAAACCACACAUUACAAUGAAUCUUGGAAUAGACUACAAGGAAACGACAACGAAUUUCACCUUCCCGAAUGAAGAAACAUCGCUCUACAUUUCUCAAGAAGGUACGUAAGACUUGUGCACUGCAUUUACUGGUAGGGCGUGACCAGCAUGCAAACACUUCUCCCGAAACAUUGUAUGCUGAGACACUUGAUACCACAAAUAUUUACUUUAGAAAGACAGACACGCGCUAGAGAAUUGUCAAAGCACGAAACCACGGAGCCACUAAUGUUG